AUGCCUCCAUCUAAUUAUUUCCAACAUCCUUGCCACCAAAUAAUCGAAACGAGUCUACCGUUGCUCACUCACGUGUUGCAAGGAGGAGCUAUUCAGGCAAUGCGUCGGUGGCCCAUCUCAUACCGUCGGCUAUUACUAUGUGUCCUUAUAUUGAGGAGUGCCGCGAGGCGAGAAGCUCGAUUUACAGCCUUUUACAGCCUACCUGCUGUUUGCUAUGAACUUGAUAAGUCACCCUACUGCAUUGCAUCCAAGUACUGCAAUGUCGCAACAUUUGCUGUUUUAAUUUUUGACUAUUGCAUCACUCUAGACGCAGAGAAUCAUGCGAUGACCGUCCGAAAGUCGCAGUGGAUCUGGCGCCGAAAAUGGACGUUUGUGCGAUUUAUAUUCACCAUAUCACGAUACUUGCCAUUUUUUGCCAUUGGGAUGACAUUCACAGCUGCACUUCGAACACAAUACUAUCCUGGUGAAAGUAUUUGGACAAGCGUCCAACGGAUUGCUGAUAACGAGGAUUUACGCUUCCUGGACAAUUUUUCCCGUACGGAUCCGGGCAACUGUCUUUUCGUGGGCGGGAGAAACAACGUCUUCGAAUACGCUGCUUUAUUACUUAUCAUUCUGACUAUGGUUCCUCCGGUUACAUGGGUUUCUAUCACAAACUCUCCACAGAUCGUCAUACACAGCGUCCUAGCCUCUCGUAUCCUUUUAAACCUACGAGAAAUUGAAGGACGAUCGCGAAACGAUACGACACAUGCGGAAGUAUCUGAGAUGCAGUUUGGGCAUGGUCAGCUCUCGACGCUGAGAUUCGAGGCUUGA
Molecule: messenger RNA, 810 nt
Organism: Suillus paluster
Lineage: Eukaryota; Fungi; Basidiomycota; Agaricomycetes; Boletales; Suillaceae
Exons: 15
Coding region: 1-810 (269 amino acids)
Source: RefSeq, a predicted model, not a curated record